Molecule: messenger RNA, 252 nt
Organism: Mesorhabditis belari
Lineage: Eukaryota; Metazoa; Nematoda; Chromadorea; Rhabditida; Rhabditidae
Source: the annotation of a GenBank genome assembly
AUGAAGAAGACAAAAUUGGGGGCCACUUUGUACAAUUGUAUCCGCUCGGGAGUCUACAAUCUUGAUACUGGUGUUGGGGUUUAUGCGCUUGAUGCUGAGUCAUACAAGGUUUUCUCUGACCUUUUCGAACCGAUUAUUGAGGAUUACCAUGGCUUCUAUCCAAUCAGAAGCACCCGUGAGCGAAAGACUCUGAGGGCGGAGUAUUUUCCAUCUCAAACAAGGCUCGUCUUGGUUUUUCGGAAUACGAGGCGG